Molecule: messenger RNA, 615 nt
Organism: Anopheles gambiae (African malaria mosquito)
Lineage: Eukaryota; Metazoa; Arthropoda; Insecta; Diptera; Culicidae
Exons: 4
Coding region: 1-615 (204 amino acids)
Source: RefSeq, a predicted model, not a curated record
AUGAUCAUGACACAAUCACCAGAUGCAAACCCAGUUCUGGAGAUUAUCGAUGAGCUGCCUAUACCAUUCGUUGUGGUAAUGUGGAGAGUAUUUAAAAAAUAUGAAGUCCCUGUGCCAGAUUUGAUUGAGUAUGUUAUUAUUGCUCCUCGUGGAGCACCGCUGACCAUACCGGAAAUAUUCCUACAACCACUCACCUUUGCUUCCUGGAUGCUUUUGCUCGUAAUCGUUGUCAUAAGCUUUCUAGUGAUGUGGAAUACUGGGCAAUAUUUUCGCAACGAUCUGAUUUUGCUACCAUUCUGUGGCAUCGAGCGAUACAAUUUGAACGAAACGAGAGCAAUGGAAAAGAUGAUUGUUGUAGGCUUGAUGGUGUUUUACUUUCUGAUACAAAGUGGAUAUGAAUCGAUCAUCAUUUCGUUGAUAUCAGAACGGCAACAAAGAAAUAAGAAACAUACAAAUAUUGAGGGAGGAAUUGAAGACGGAGAUAUUGUUAAGUUCGGUGAUCUAGCACCGUUUUGGGCAGUUAUUGGGAUAGGAUGGACGCUUAGUAUUGUUGUAUUUAUGUUAGAACGUUUUACAAAUCUAAUUUUGCUGCACAACUCGGAUGUCGAGGUAUAA